This is a messenger RNA of Coregonus sp. 'balchen', 13499 nucleotides long. The record is from the annotation of a GenBank genome assembly. Lineage: Eukaryota; Metazoa; Chordata; Actinopteri; Salmoniformes; Salmonidae.
GCUGUAACUGUCACAACGGAGCCAACGGAGCCCAGUACACAACGGAGCCCAGUACACAACGGAGCCAACGGAGCCCAGUACACAACGGAGCCAACGGAGCCCAGUACACAACGGAGCCAACGGAGCCCAGUCACAAACGGGCCCAGUACACAACGGAGGCCAACGGAGCACAGUGACACAAACGGAAAGCCAAAGUACACACGGAGCCAACGGAGCCCAGUACACAACGGGCCCAGUACAAACGGAGACCAGUACACAACGGAGCCCAGUACAACAACGGAGCCAACGGAGCACCAGUACACAACGGAGCCAGUUACACAAAGGAGCCAGUACACAACGGAGCCCAGUACCACAACGGAGCCCAGUACACAACGGAGCCAACGGAAGCCCAGUACACACGGAGCCCAGUCACAACGGAGCCACGGAGCCCAGACACAACGGAGCCAACGGAGCCCAGGACACAACGGAGCCACGGAGCCCAGACACAACGGAGCCAACGGCGCCCCAUACACAAGGAGCCAGUACACAACGGAGGCCAACAGAGCCAGACACAAACGGAGCCCAGUACCCCACAACGGAGCCCACGUUACACAACGGAGCCCAGUACACAACGGAGGCCAACGGGGCCCAGUACCACAACGGAGCCCAGUCCCAGUACACAACGGAGCCCAGUACACAAACGGAGCCAACGGAGCCCAGUACACAACGGAGCCAACGGGAGCCAAGUACACAACGGAGCCAAACGGAGCCAGUACACAAACGGAGCACCAGUUACACAACGGAGCCAACGGAGCCCAGUACUACAAACGGAGCCAACUGGCCCAGUACACAACGGAAGCCAACGGAAGCCCAGAUACACAACGGGAGCCAACGGGAGCCCAGUACACAACGGAAGCCCAGUACACCAACGGAGCCAACGGAGGCCCAGUACACAACGGAGGCCAACGGAGCCCCAUGUUACACAAACGGAGCCAACGGAGCCCCUUACACAACGGAGCCAACAGAAGCCCAGUACACAACGGGCCAACGGAGCCAGUACACCAACGGGAGGCCAACCGUGCCCAUUCCACAACGGAGCCAACAGGAGCCAGUACACAACGGAGCCAACGGAGCCCAGGUACACCAACGGAGCCCAACAGACCCAGUACACAACGGAGCCAACCGAGCCCAGUACACAACGGAGCAACAGAGCCCAGUACACAACGGAGCCCAGUACACAACCGGAGCCCAGUACACAACGGAGCCAACGGAGCCCAGUACACAACGGAGCCAACGGAGCCCAGUACACAACGGAGCCAACGGAGCCCAGUACACAACGGAGCCCAGUACACAACGGAGCCAACGGAGCCCAGUACACAACGGAGCCCAGUACACAACGGAGCCCAGUACACAACGGAGCCCAGUACACAGCGGAGCCAACGGAGCCCAGUACACAACGGAGCCCAGUACACAACGGAGCCCAGUACACAACGGAGCCCAGUACACAACGGAGCCAACGGAGCCCAGUACACAACGGAGCCCAGUACACAACGGAGCCCAGUACACAACGGAGCCCAGUACACAACGGAGCCAACGGAGCCCAGUACACAACGGAGCCCAGUACACAACGGAGCCCAGUACACAACGGAGCCCAGUACACUGCUAGUAAUGGGGAGUAUAGAUGUAGCUCAGGCUGGAAGGGACUCCAAUGCACACAGCAUCAGUUUCCUAGUGUGUAUGUCUGUCUGUCUCUGUGUGUGUGUGAUGCGUCUGUGCGUCUGUGUGUCAGUUUGUGAGUGCAGGCGUAGUCCUGGUGUAGGGCUCAUAGCGCACAGCACAGCCAUCAGCUCACACACAGGGACAUCUACUGGCAGUCCAAUGGUUCUGCAGCAGAGAGAGACACAGGGACAUCUACUGGCAGUCCAAUGGUUCUGCAGCAGAGAGAGACACAGUGACAUCUACUGGCAGUCCAAUGGUACUGCAGCAGAGAGAGACACAGUGACAUCUACUGGCAGUCCAAUGGUACUGCAGCAGAGAGAAACACAGUGACAUCUACUGGCAGUCCAAUGGUACUGCAGCAGAGAGAAACACAGUGACAUCUACUGGCAGACAGACAGUGGUCAAAGGUUUUGAGAAUGACACAAAUAUUAAUUUUCACAAAGUCUGCUGCCUCAGUUUUUAUGAUGGCAAUUUGCUAAUACUAUAGAAUGUUAUGAAGAGUGAUCAGAUUAAUUGCAAUUAAUUGCAAAGUCCCUCUUUGCCAUGAAAAUGAACUUAAUCCCCCAAAAACAUUUCCAUCAUCAUCACCAAUCAUGUCAGUGAUUCUGUCGUUAACACAGGUGAGAGUGUUGACGAGGACAAGGCUGGAGAUCACUCUGUCAUGCUGAUUGAGUUAGAAUAACAGACUGAAAGCUUUAAAAGGAGGGUGGUUUUUUAAAUCAUUGUUCUUCCUCUGUUAACCAUGGUUACCAGCAAGGAAACAAAAAGGGCUUCACAGACAAGGAUAUUGCUGCUAGUAAGAUUGCACCUAAAUCAACCAUUUAUUGGAUCAUCAAUAACUUCAAGGAGAGAGGUUCGAUUGUUGUGAAGAAGGCUUCAGGGCGCCCAAGAAAGUCCAGCAAGCGCCAGGACCGUCUCCUAAAGGCAGGUGUGAGUGCAUCUGCACACACAUUGAGGCAAAGACUUUUGGAGGAUGGCCUGGUGUCAAGAAGGGCAGCGAGGACGCCACUUCUCUCCAGGAAAAACAUCAGGGACAGACUGAUAUUCUGCAAAAGGUACAGGGAUUGGACUGCUGAGGACUGGGGUAAAGUAAUUUUCUCUGAUGAAUCCCCUUUCCGAUUGUUUGGGGCAUCCGGAAAAAAGCUUGUCCGGAGAAGACAAGGUGAGCGCUACCAUCAGUCCUGUGUCAUGCCAACAGUAAAGCAUCCUGAGACCAUUCAUGUGUGGGGUUGCUUCUCAGCCAAGGGAGUGGGCUCACUCACAAUUGUGCCUAAGAACACAGCCAUGAAUAAAGAAUGGUACCAACACAUCCUCAGAGAGCAACUUCUCCCAACCAUCCAAGAACAGUUUGGUGACGAGCACCUUGCCAUAAGGCAAAAGUGAUAACUAAGUGGCUCGGGGAACAAAACAUCGACAUUUUGGGUCCAUGGCCAGGAAACUCCCCAGACCUUAAUCCCAUUGAGAACUUGUGGUCAAUCCUCAAGAGGCGGGUGGACAAACAAAAACCCACAACUUCUGACAAACUCCAAGCAUUGAUUAUUCAAGAAUGGGCUCCCAUCAGUCAGGAUGUGGCCCAGAAGUUAAUUGACAGCAUGCCAGGGCGGAUUGCAGAGGUCUUGAAAAAAGAAGGGUCAACACUGCAAAUAUUGACUCUUUGCAUAAACGUAAUGUAAUUGUCAAUAAAAGCCUUUGACACUUAUGGAAUGCUUCUAAUUAUACUUCAGUAUACCAUAGUAAUAUCUGACAAAAAUAUCUAAAAACACUGAAGCAGCAAACUUUGUGAAGACCAAUACUUGUGUCAUUCUCAAAACUUUUGACCACAACUGUACUGUUUAAUAGUCUAGUGGGAUACAAUACACACAUGGUAUAUUAUAUCAUAUUAAAUUAUAUAAUAUAAUUGCACCAUUGAAUAAACUAAGGCCAUUGUAGGAUCCUCAUCAGUCACAUAUUAUAAAGGGAAUUAGAGAAUUGAGGAGAAUUAGAUGGACUAUCAACAUUGUCUCUGAUGUUGAUACCACAGCCUACCAUGGCUCCAUCUCCAUUGUACACUGCUCAAAAAAAAUUAAGGGAACACUUAAACAACACAAUGUAACUACAAGUCAAUCACACUUCUGUGAAAUCAAACUGUCCACUUAGGAAGCAACACUGAUUGACAAUACAUGUCACAUGCUGUUGUGCAAAUGGAAUAGACAACAGGUGGAAAUUAUAGGCAAUUAGCAAGACACCCCCAAUAAAGGACUGGUUUUGCAGGUGGUGACCACAGACCACUUCUCAGUUCCUAUGCUUCCUGGCUGAUGUUUUGGUCACUUUUGAAUGCUGGCGGUGCUUUCACUCUAGUGGUAGCAUGAGACGGAGUCUACAACCCACACAAGUGGCUCAGGUAGUGCAGCUCAUCCAGGAUGGCACAUCAAUGCGAGCUGUGGCGAGAAGGUUUGCUGUGUCUGUCAGCGUAGUGUCCAGAGCAUGGAGGCGCUACCAGGAGACAGGCCAGUACAUCAGGAGAUGUGGAGGAGGCCGUAGGAGGGCAACAACCCAGCAGCAGGACUGCUACCUCCGCCUUUGUGCAAGGAGGAGCAGGAGGAGCACUGCCAGAGCCCUGCAAAAUGACAUCCAGCAGGCCACAAAUGUGCAUGUGUCUGCUCAAACGGUCAGAAACAGACUCCAUGAGGGUGGUAUGAGGGCCCGACGUCCACAGGUGGGGGUUGUGCUUACAGCCCAACACCGUGCAGGACGUUUGGCAUUUGCCAGAGAACACCAAGAUUGGCAAAUUCGCCACUGGCGCCCUGUGCUCUUCACAGAUGAAAGCAGGUUCACACUGAGCACAUGUGACAGACGUGACAGAGUCUGGAGACGCCGUGGAGAACGUUCUGCUGCCUGCAACAUCCUCCAGCAUGACCGGUUUGGCGGUGGGUCAGUCAUGGUGUGGGGUGGCAUUUCUUUUGGGGGCCGCACAGCCCUCCAUGUGCUCGCCAGAGGUAGCCUGACUGCCAUUAGGUACCGAGAUGAGAUCCUCAGACCCAUUGUGAGACCAUAUGCUGGUGCGGUUGGCCCUGGGUUCCUCCUAAUGCAAGACAAUGCUAGACCUCAUGUGGCUGGAGUGUGUCAGCAGUUCCUGCAAGAGGAAGGUAUUGACCUGAAUCCAAUUGAGCACAUCUGGGACAUCAUGUCUCGCUCCAUCCACCAACGCCACGUUGCACCACAGACUGUCCAGGAGUUGGCGGAUGCUUUAGUCCAGGUCUGGGAGGAGAUCCCUCAGGAGACCAUCCGCCACCUCAUCAGGAGCAUGCCCAGGCGUUGUAGGGAGGUCAUACAGGCACGUGGAGGCCACACACACUACUGAGCAUCAUCUUGACUUGUUUUAAGGACAUUACAUCAAAGUUGGAUCAGCCUGUAGUGUGGUUUUCCACUUUAAUUUUGAGGGUGACUCCAAAUCCAGACCUCCAUGGGUUGAUAAAUUUGAUUUCCAUUGAUAAUUUUUGUGUGAUUUUGUUGUCAGCACAUUCAACUAUGUAAAGAAAAAAGUUUUUAAUAAGAUUAUUUCAUUCAUUCAGAUCUAGGAUGUGUUAUUUUAGUGUUCCCUUUAUUUUUUUGAGCAGUGUAUUUCAGUCCUUACUGGGCUGCAAUGGCUUGUGACUUGUGGUGUUCUCUGUGGUUUGGUGGAGUUCUUUGUGGUUUGGUGGUGUUCUCUGUGGUUUGGUGUGUAUGUGGUACAUGUAGUGAAGCAAUGUUGAUGUCUCUGUUGAAUCUCACCCAGUGUUGUAUGAUGCAUUAUGAUGAGUGAGCUCUUUUCCUGCAUUAUGAUUUGUUGGAUCAGUGACACUGAUGCUGACUAUCUCUCUGUCUGACUAUCUCUCUCUGUCGAACUAUCUCUCUCUGUCGGACUCUCUCUCUGUCAGACUAUCUCUCUGAUGCUGACUAUCUCUGAUGCUGACUGUCUCUCUGAUGCUGACUAUCUCUCUGAUGCUGACUAUCUCUCUGAUGCUGACUAUCUUUCUGAAGCUGACUAUCUCUGUCUGACUAUCUCUCUCUCUGAUGCUGACUAUCUAUCUGUCUGACUAUCUUUGUCUGACUGUCUCUCUGACACUGACUAUCUCUCUGUUUGACUAUCUCUCUCUCUGAUGCUGACUAUCUAUCUGUCUGACUAUCUCUGUCUGACUGUCUCUCUGAUGCUGACUAUCUCUCUGAUGCUGACUAUCUCUCUGUCUCUCUGAUGCUGACUAUCUCUCUGUCUGACUAUCUCUGUCUGACUAUCUCUCUGUCUGACUAUCUCUCUGUCUCUCUGAUGCUGACUAUCUCUCUGUCUGACUAUUCUCUGUUGGACUAUUCUCUAUCUGACUAUCUCUCUGAUGUUGACUAUCUCUCUGUCUGACUAUCUCUGUCUGACUAUCUCUCUGUCUGACUAUCUCUCUGUUUCUCAGAUGCUGACUAUCUCUCUGUCUGACUAUCUCUGUCUGACUGUCUCUCUGAUGCUGACUAUCUCUCUGAUGCUGACUAUCUCUCUGACUCUCUGAUGCUGACUAUCUCUCUCUGACUAUAUCUUUCUCUCUGAUGCUGACUAUCUCUCUGUCUGACUAUCUCUGUCUGACUAUCUCUCUGUCUGACUAUCUCUCUGUUUCUCAGAUGCUGACUAUCUCUAUGUCUAUCUGACUAUUUAUAUGAUGCUGAAUAUCUUUCUGUCUUACUAUCUGAUGCUGACUAUCUCUGUCUGGCUAUCUCUCUUUCUGACUCUGUCUGACGAUCUCUCUGAUGCUGACGAUCUCUCUGAUGCUGACGAUCUCUCUGAUGCUGACGAUCUCUCUGAUGCUGACGAUCUCUCUGAUGCUUACUGUCGUGACGUGACCUAACAUUAAUCUGAUGACUGAUAUUUCUCUAAUUAUCUAACUAUGUUUAAUUGUUACCCGAUGAAAUUAAUCAUGUAACAAUGAACUCAUUAGGAUUUGGGGUACCACGGAAUAAGUUGUUUAACGAGUUACCAUCUCCCGAAUUAAACUCCAGAAGAUAUAUAGAUAUCUAUUACGUCAACAGCCACUUAUUAAUCAUUACCUCGUAUCAUGUCAUUCUGAAUGUCGCAUAUUCCUUGCAUCUGCACAAACCCCAGCUUUACUGAUCAUUCCGUACCACACAUUGAUUUAAUUAUUUAUUUACUAACUAACUAAAUGAUAACACAGGAUACACACACACAAUAUAGGUUAUUGAUUAGAAACUUAAUACGAUGGAAACAGGUCCCUAGCGGACUAACAGCAACAUGACUGCUUGUUUACCAGAAGAGGGAGGAGUAGAGAGAGAGAGCGAAAGAGAGACACAACACUUAUACAUUUGGAAACUACGCUCACGAUAAUCAUAAUACUUUGCACCCUAACCGCCGCCCGUUUGAAGUCAUGAAUGUAUUUACGUGUCUGAAUGUCUUCCUUCUUCGUUUUAUCUCUGUUGGACCUAAGCCUUCUCGGAAAGGGGUUCGGUUGGGCCUUCUCUCGAACUUGGAGUGUAAGUCUCUGAUUGUCCACCAGAGGUCACAAUGUCCUUCUUAGUUGUCCGUGGCUUCAAUGACUGGUCAUGUAGUCUGGGCGAAAACCAACAGGGUGGUGUUUCCUUUCACUUGUUCUGGAAGAGUGGUCCUCUGAAGACAGCUAAUCAGCCGUGUCGAUGAUCCCCAGUGAGGUGAUGAGACCAGUGUAGUAGACGAUGGCUUGAAGAGAGUAACAGGAUGGUCCCACUUAAAUUCACCUUCUUAGAUACAGUACUUAGAACAGCUACUCAGACGUAACAUUGAUUGUUAGAGAGGCGAUGCUGAAUAUUUAUCUGAUGUUGACUAUCUCUUUGAUGCUAACUAUCUCUCUGAUGCUGACUAUCUCUCUGACGCUGACUAUCUCUCUCUCUGACUAUCUCACUGGCUCUCAGAUGCUGACUAUCUCUCUGACGCUGACUAUCUCUCUGUCUGACUAUCUCACUGGCUCUCUGAUGCUGACUAUCUCUCUGAUGCUGACUAUCUCUCUGAUGCUGACUAUCUCUCUGAUGCUGACUAUCUCUCUGAUGCUGACUAUCUCUCUGUCUGACUAUCUCUCUCACUGAUGCUGACUAUCUCUCUGUCUGACUAUCUCACUGAUGCUGACUAUCUCUCUGUCUGACUAUCUCACUGACGCUGACUAUCUCUCUGUCUGACUAUCUCUCUGUCUGACUAUCUCACUGGCUCUCUGAUGCUGACUAUCUCUCUGUCUGACUAUCUCACUAUCUCUCUGAUGCUGACUAUCUCUCUGUCUGACUAUCUCACUGGCUCUCUGAUGCUGACUAUCUCUCUGUCUGACUAUCUCACUAUCUCUCUGAUGCUGACUAUCUCUCUGUCUGACUAUCUCACUAUCUCUCUGAUGCUGACUAUCUCUCUGUCUGACUAUCUCACUGGCUCUCUGAUGCUGACUAUCUCUCUGUCGGACUAUCUCUCUGAUGCUGACUAUCUCUCUGUCUGACUAUCUCACUGGCUCUCAGAUGCUGACUAUCUCUCUGACGCUGACUAUCUCUCUGUCUGACUAUCUCACUGGCUCUCAGAUGCUGACUAUCUCUCUGACGCUGACUAUCUCUCUGUCUGACUAUCUCACUAUCUCUCUGAUGCUGACUAUCUCUCUGUCUGACUAUCUCACUGGCUCUCUGAUGCUGACUAUCUCUCUGAUGCUGACUAUCUCUCUGAUGCUGACUAUCUCUCUGUCUAAAUAUUCUCUCUCUCCCUCACCCCUCACUCACUCCGCCUCCUCUCUCUCUCUCUUCACCUCUCCCAUCACUCACUCCCUCCCUCUCUCUCGUUCUCCCUUACCUCUCCCUUCACUAACCCCCCCUCUCUCGCUCACUCUCUCUCACUCCCCCUCUCUCUGCCAUCUCUACCUCACCAUCACUCACUCCCCCCUCUCUUUGCCUCUCCCUCACCUCACUCCCCUCCUUCUCUCGCUCUUUCUUACUCCCUCACCUCACCCCUCCCCUCUCUGUCUCUCACUCACUCCCCCCUCUCUCUGCCUCUCUCUCUCCCUCACAAUACCUUCACUCUCUCUCCCUCACCCCUACCCUCACUCUCUCUCCCUCACCCCUCCCCUCACUCUCUCUUUCUCCCUCACCCCUUCCCUCACUCUCUCUCGCUCUCCCUCACCCAUCGCCCUUCCCUCACUCUGCCUCCCUAACCCCCCCCCCACCCCACCAGGUUGUCCAUUAGGGUUCUAUGGUAGAGACUGUACAGAGGUGUGUCGUUGUCAGAAUGGGGGAAACUGUGAUCACAUGACAGGACAGUGUUCCUGUCUCACCGGCUUCAUUGGGACCAGCUGUGAACAGAGUGAGUGGAACAUCUAUACAUAUCUCCUUAAUCUCUUUGGUGCUGGUCCCCAUUGCAACUGAAUGCAUCAGGAAAUGAAUUGACCAAUCAGUCUUAUUCUGUCUGCUCCUGUAUCUUACUGCUCUACCCAUUCUCCCACUCUGUCACGACUUUACGGUGUGUGUGAUUUCUCCCCUCUCAGAGUGUCCCCCUGGUACGUUCGGCUACGGCUGUCAGCAGCUGUGUGAGUGUCUGAACAACGCCACCUGCGACUAUGUGACUGGGACCUGCUACUGCAGCAUAGGGUACAAGGGCAUCCGCUGUGACCAGGGUGAGGAGAAUGGACGUACUACUCAGCAAACUGGGAACAUUCCCAGAACAUUAGCUAAGAUUCCCAUUAAGUUCUAAUUAGGGUUUUUAUCUAAAAAUUAGGAUGAUAACAUCCCAAAAACAUUCAGAGAAUGUUUUUGAUCAAAUAUAUUUAUUGGAAGAAAAAAAAAACAUUUCAGAUGAGUUUUAUUAGUCACAUGCACAGGGUCGGCGAUGUGAUGUAAAUGUGGAAUUCUGAUGCGCUAAGCUCCCACAGUGCAGGUCAAAGAAAAAGUACAAACCUGCAAAGUUUUGUAGGAGCUCGAGGAAAGGCUACCAGGUUCUUCAACGCCAUCUUGCCAGAGGUUCACCUGAUGUUACAAGAACGUUCCCAGAACAAAUUUGUUUGUCCUUUAAAGGUUCCCAGAAUGUUUCAUUAGGUUGUGGUAAAACAUGACAUGACAAGAGAUAUGUUCCCAAAAUACAAAAACUGUCCAGUUGUGCUGACAUUCAGAUAACUGUUUGUAUCAGGGUGCAAGAAUGAUGACAAAACAGUUUUUCUGAGUUCUUUAAAGGUUCCCAGAACAUGUAAUUAGGUUGUGGGAACAGUGUGGGUACAUUACAAGAAAUAGGUUCCCAAAACACAAAAUAUGCUCAGUUGUGAUGACAUUCAUGCAAUCUUUAAGUUAAGUUGCACAGGACAUUCCCUUAAUGUUGUAAGAAUGAAAUAAGUCAGUUUUUAUGACGUUCAUAGCAUUUUUUUUUUUACAACUGGACAGUUUUUGUGUUUUGGGAACAUCUUUUGUGAUGUCCCCAGAAUGUUCCCACCAGACUGUUCCCACAACCUAAUGAAACAUUCUGGGAACCUUUUAAAGAACAGACAAAAUGUGUUCUGGGAACUUUCUUGUAACGUCAGGUGAAUGUUUUUUUUUUCUUUUUGCACCCUAAAAGAAACAUUGUUGAAUCAUCCGGACAACUGGCCAGUUUUUUGUGUUUUGGAACAUCAGGCGAAUGUUUUAUAGAAACAAUCUACAAUCAUCACCACGACUGGACAGCUUCUGUGUUAUGAGAACAUUUGCUGCGACCUAACAAAUGUUCUGGGAACCUUCACAUAACCAAUGUUGAUUUGCUGGGUAGUCUUUCUAUCUGUCUGUCUCUUUCAAAGUUGAUCGCAAUGUUUCUCUCAUCACACACACACACAAACACACACACACACACACACACACACACACAAAAUAGUAGCAUACACUCAACCUCUCCCUUGUGUGUGAUCCUCUCCCUGUGUGUGUGUGUUCCUCUCCCUUGUGUGUUGUUCCUCUCCCUUGUGUGUGUUCCUCUCCCUGUGGUGUGUUCCUCUCCCUUGUGUGUGUUCCUCUCCCCUGUGUGUGUGUUCCUCUCCCUUGUGUGUGUUCCUCUCCCUGUGUGUGUUCCUCCCCCCCUGUGUGUGUGUACCUCUCCCUUUGUGGGGUGUUCUCUCCCCCUUUUGUGUGUUCCUCUCCUUGUGUGUGUUUUCCCCUCCCCUGUGUGUGUGUUCCUCUCCCCUUUUGUGUGUUCCUUUUCCCUGUGUGUGUUCCUCUCCCCUGUGUGGUGUGUUCCUCUCCCUGUGUGUGUGUUCCUCUCCCCUGUGUGUGUUCCUCUCCCCUGUGUGUGUUCCUCUCCCCUGUGGGGUGUGUUCCUCUCCCCUGUGUGUGUGUUCCUCUCCCCUGUGGGUGUUCCUCUCCCCUGUGUGUGUGUACCUCUCCCUGUGUGUGUGUACCUCUCCCUGUGUGUGUGUUCCUCUCCCUGUGUGUGUUCCUCUCCCUGUGUGUGUGUACCUCUCCCUGUGUGUGUGUUCCUCUCCCUGUGUGUGUUCCUCUCCCCUGUGUGUGUGUUCCUCUCCCUGUGUGUGUGUUCCUCUCCCGUGUGUGUUUUGUACCUCUCCCUGUGUGUUGUGUGCCUCUCCCCUGUGUUCCUCUCCCCUGUGUGUGUUCCUCUCCCCUGUGUGUGUUCCUUCCCCUGUGGUGUUCCUCUCCCCGUGUGUUGUUCCUCUCCCCUGUUGGUGUUUCCUCUCACCCCGUGUGUCCCUCUCCCUUGUGUGUUCCUCUCCCUGGGUGUGUGUUCCUUUCCCUGUGUGGUUUUUCCUCUCCCUGUGUGUUCCUCUCCCUGUGUGUGUUCCUCUCCCCUGUGGGUGUUCCUCUCCCCUGUGGGUGUUCCCUACCUGUGUGUGUCCUCUCUGUUGGUGUGGUGUGUUUUCUCUCCCUGUGUGUGCCUCUCCCUGUGUUUCCUCCCCUUGGGUUUCCCUCCCCUGUGGGGUUUCCCCUCCUGUGUGGGUUCCUCUCCCCGGGGUGUCCUUCCCCUGGGGUUCCUCUCCUUGUGUGUCCUCUCCCAUUGGGGUUCCCUCUCCCUGGGGUGUUCCAUCCCUGUGUGUGUUCCUCUCCCCUGUGGGUGUCCCUCUCCCUUGGUGUCCUUCCCCCGUGUGGUUCCCUCCCCUGGGGUGUUCCUCUCACCUGUGUGUUUCCUCUCCCUGUGUGUGUGUCCUCUCCCCCGUGGGUGUUCCUCUCCCCGUGGUGUCCCCUCUCCCUUGUGUGGUGUUUCCUCUCCACUGUGGUGUGUUCCUCUCCCUGUGUGUGUGUUCCUCUCCCUGUGUGUGUGUGUGUGUUUUGUGUUUCCUUCCCUGUGUGUGUGUUCCUCUCCCUGUGUGUCUGUUUCUCUCCCCUGUGGUGUGUUCCUCUCCUGUGUGUCUGUUUCUCCCUGUGGGUUCCCCCUCCCUGUGUGUGUAUUCCUCUCCCCCUGUGGGUUUCCUCUCCCCUGUGUGUGUUCCUCUCCCUGUGUGUCUGUUCCCCUCCCUGUGUGGGGUACCUCUCCCCUUGUGUUUUUCCUCUUCCAAGGUGUGUGUGUUCCUCUCCCUGUGUGUUCCUCUCCCCUGUGUGGGUAUUCCUCUCCCCUGUGUGUUCCUCUCCCUGUGUGUGUUCCUCUCCCUGUGUGUGUGUUCCUCUCCCAUGUGUGUGUAUUCCUCUCCCCUGUGUGUUCCUCUCCCAUGUGUGUGUAUUCCUCUCCCCUGUGUGUUCCUCUCCCAUGUGUGUGUAUUCCUCUCCCCUGUGUGUUCCUCUCCCUGUGUGUCCCUCUCCCUGUGUGUUCCUCUCCCUGUGUGUGUGUCCCUCUCCCUGUGUGUUCUCUCCCCUGUGUGUGUGUUCCUCUCCCAUGUGUUCCUCUCCCCUGUUGUGUGUGUUUCCUCUCCAUGUGUGUGUAUUCCUCUCCCCUGUGUGUUCCUCUCCCUGUGUGUCCCUCUCCCUGUGUGUUCCCUCUCCCUGUGUGUGUGUAUUCCCCUUUUUCCUCUCCCCUGUGUAUCAUCUCCACUGUGUGUGGUUCCUCUCCCUGUGUGUGUGUUCCUCUCCCUUUGGUGUGUGUGUUUCCCCUCCUGUGUGUGUUUCCUCUCCCUGUGUUGAUUCCUCUCCCCUGUGUAUGUUCCUCCCCCUGUGUGUAUUCCUCUCCCUGUGUUUUGAUUUCCUCCCCCCCUGGUGUUCCUCUCCCCUGUGUGGUGUACAUUCCCCUGUGUGUAUUCCUCUCCCCUGUGUGUUCCUCCCCUGUGGUUUCCUUCCCUGUGUGUAUUCCUCUCCCUGUGUGUAUUCCUCCCUGUGUGUUCCUCUCCCGUGUUGUUCCUCUCCCUCCUGUUGUGUUCUUCCCCUGUGUGUGUUCUCUCCCUUGUUUCCUCCCUGUGUGUAUUCCUCUCCCCUGUGUGUUCCUCUCCCCUGUGUGUGUUCCUCUCCCCUGUGUGUAUCCUCCCUGUGUGUGUUCCUCUCCCUGUGUGUGUUCCUCUCCCUGUGUUUUCCCUCUCCCCUGUGUGUGUUCUCCCCUGUGUGUGUUCCUCUCCCUGUGUGGUCUCCCCCGGUGUGUUCUCCCCCUGUUGUUUCCUCCCCCCUGUGUGUGUGUUCCUCUCCCUGUGUGUGUGUUCCUCUCCCCAGCUGCUCUGGUGAUGGAGGAGUUGAACCCGUACACUAAGAUCUGUCCAGCGCGGGGAGGUUCAGAGCACCAGUCAGCUGGGGCUGUGAUGGGCAUCAUCUUCCUCCUCCUCCUCAUCAUGAUGGCUAUGCUCAGCCUGUUUAUCUGGUACCGACAGAGACAGAGGGACAAGGGACCCCACAUGCAGCCUAGUGUGGCGUAUAUGCCUGGCCUGAGGAUAACCGACUAUACUGGUGAGACCCCUAACUCUAACCCUGACCCAUAA